CGUACAGUGUUGUGUCAGGGAUUAGUUUUCUCUAGUAUUAAACAUGGUGCUCCGUUUAACAAUACUUACUUUUUUCGUUGCACUGGUAUACUAUUCUCCCGUUUUUUUGAAAAACGUGUCUGUUCUGCAAAAAAUAGUAGAUGAAGUUUACUACCAGCGUAUUUUGAAUCCAUAUAUUCGAAUUACUUUAUUCUCUUUGCUUUCGAUGGAGUUAAAAAAAAUAUUAUAAAAGAACUUAUCAGUGGAUAGGGAUUUUAAUGUUUAUCAAGCAAUAACUACUUAUCGGAAUGCAUCAGUUAUGCUUACAAUAUGGUCACUAAACUAAAUGAUAUGACCAUAUGGCAACUUGAACAGCUACGAAGCAAAACCUUAUGUUUAUAUCGACAAUGCUGCUGACCAUAUGGUUCUUCCUGUACAACAGAUUUGAUCAAUGAUAAACCCUAGAGGUGAAUUUCUCUUUUUUCGACGUUUACCCACCGAUAUAAUCAUUCAACUUUGCAGCUACAUUGUUUCUCAUCGCAUAAUAAGCCUAUGUACUUGAUUAUGCCAUAUAGGGGAUUAUUAAUGAUCUGAAUACCUUAGUAGUGAAGUGUUUAACCUUGAUACUGAGCGAUAUUGAUUCGAACCACCAAGGAGUGCGAAUUUUCUAGAAAUCUUGAAGGGAUCAACAUCAAUAAACACUGAACUUAAAAAUUCUAACGCUUCAUACUGUAUUACACUAAGGAUUUGAUAAUGUCAGUUCUGUCAAAAGAAGUGCAUUUGUUCAUCUUUUUCUUCUUUUCAAAGGAUCCAUGUCUACUGAAAGAUUUCACUGUGCAAGGUGAACGUGUUCCUCAUCCACCUCCUGUCGGCACUCCCCCAGAACCAACAGGUGACAAAUUUUCUGUCACAUAUACGGGAACGGGAAAUAUGGAUCAAUGUAUGCAAAAUGUAGAACCUCUACUUAUUCUAAACAAAAAUUGUGCACCAAUUCCCUGCGCAAUGAACAAUGUUGUUCAACCAAAUCCAGAUUUUAAUUCGAUGGAGUUUAUGGUCUGA
Molecule: messenger RNA, 1038 nt
Organism: Heterobilharzia americana
Lineage: Eukaryota; Metazoa; Platyhelminthes; Trematoda; Strigeidida; Schistosomatidae
Source: the annotation of a GenBank genome assembly